This is a messenger RNA of Nothobranchius furzeri (turquoise killifish), 5114 nucleotides long. The record is from RefSeq and is a predicted model, not a curated record. NCBI's taxonomy places the organism in Eukaryota, Metazoa, Chordata, Actinopteri, Cyprinodontiformes, Nothobranchiidae.
UUCUCAGCUGUUUCUUUUAUCCUCCACUCAGAAACAGUAGGCUCAACGUUUCCUCUUCAGCUUUUCAACCAACCAGCACUCUUUUCCAGCCUGUCAGCGAUCAAAAGUAUCUUUCCCCCUGCGUCGCAUUGAGCGGUGCGUUCACGUCUUCACUUGCAAGCAGCGUGAGUAAAUGCGACACAGUUCUGGCACAAGACCAUCUCUGAAUACGAUGAACCUUCAAGCAAAAGGACUCCAGCAGCAGAAGACCACAUCAGGUGUCAGUACUCUCAGGUGAACAGGACAAUUAGCCAACAAUUCCCACAGAAUCACAGAAACUUGACAAAGAGAUUAGAAAAAUAAUAUUUCCUGGUCUGAUACAUCAUGAUUUCAGCUGCAACACUCAGAUGGUUGGAUCAGAAUUCAAUGUCAGCAAUGUAAAAGCAUGGAUUAAUUCUCCUUAAAUCAAUUGUUCAGGUGGUGUAAUGGAGUGGGGGCAUCUUGGACUCUUUAGUACGACCUAAGCCUUAAUACUACUGGCUACCUGGGUAUUUCUGUUAACCACGUCCAUCCCUUUAUCACCACAUGGACCCACCCUCUGAUACUUCUGCAGGAUAAUUCACUGUCACAAAACUCAGAUCAUCUCAAACUAGUUUCUUGAACACAAUGAUGAAGUCACUGGACUCCUAACGACCUCCACAUUCACCAGAUCUUGGAGUGUGAUGGAACCAGAGACUCGCAUCAUGGAUGGAACUGUGUGAUGCUGUCAAGUUAAUGUGGACCAGAACCUCUGAGGAAUGUUUACAACACCUUUUUGAAUCCAGGGGCGACGGUGGCACAGGAGUUAAGUGCUCGCCCCGUAAUCAGAAGGUUGCAGGUUCGAGCCCCGCUCAGUCUGUCACUGUCGUUGUGUCCUUGGGCAAGACACUUAACCCACGUUGCCUGCUGGUGGUGGUCGGAUGGACCGGUGGCACCAGUGCUCGGCAGCCUCGCCUCCGUCAGUGCGCCCCAGGGCAGCUGUGGCUACAUUGUAGCUCAUCCCCACCAGUGUGUGAAUGUGUGAAUGACUGAUUGUGUUGUAAAGCGCCUUGGGGGUUCCAGGACUCUAGAAUGACUCUAUCAAAUACAGGCCAUUUACCAUGAUGUCAAGAAUUAAGAUGGUUCUGAAGGCAAAUAGGGGUCCAACCUGCUAAAAAGCUACAUGGACCUAUGGCCAGCAGCAGCCUGUAGUAAACAAUGAAAACUUUUCUGAGGGGUAAGAGUAAGCGCCUAAAGAACAUAAGAGAACAUUUACAGACUUAUAGAAAAUGCAACCAGUGUGAAAUUGAGCGAUAUACCGAAAAUUUACUGAUAUCGACAUUUAUGUCUAAUACCAAUGUCAUUUUGCUCGUGUAAGUGUAUUAGGUAUUUGGGGAAAAAAAGAGAAAGUUUGUUUGUAGGUUGCCAAUGUUUAUGUUUCUUUAAGAUAUCCUGCUAUGAACUGGAUGGAGUCACGUGAGUCACCAUCCAGUCUGUAACACGAAGGGACAAACAGUGAGGUAAUAGAAGAUGAUUCAAAUAUUGAAGCAGUGGACUGGGGCAGAGGGUAGCAGCAGUCAGAAGCUGGCGGCAGUGACCGGAUCUAGAAUGUUGCCGAAUGAUUUUGGUGGGGACAAGCUUGUCCUUGACCAAAUAGUUAUUGUCUAUUUGUCGUUGUCAGCAGGAACUGCAAAAUACGCAUAUCCUGAUGCUGAUCUGAGGCAAUAUCACCCAGCCCUAAACCAGUGUCUCAGGUCACUUCCUACCUGGAAAUGAAUGCCGUCUGAACCAAUUGGUCGACUGAAGUCGGCGGAAUCCUUCCACCAGCCUACACCUCCAUGCCGCAGUGAGCAGGUUUCACUCAGCCAGAUUACGACUUCAGUCCUUGUGCGUCUCUUUUCCUUUGGCCAUGGGGGGAGCUGUGAGCGCCGGGGAGGACAACGACGACCUCAUCGACAAUCUGAAGGAGGCUCAGUAUAUUCGCACAGAGAAAGUUGAGCAAGCGUUUCGGGCCAUUGACCGCGGCGACUAUUAUCUGGAUGGCUAUCGGGACAGUGCCUACAAAGACUUGGCUUGGAAGCAUGGGAACAUACAUCUGUCAGCUCCAUGUAUAUACUCAGAGGUGAUGGAGGCUCUCAAACUGAAGCCAGGACUUUCUUUCCUUAAUCUGGGCAGUGGAACUGGCUACCUGAGCACAAUGGUUGGCCUCAUCAUAGGACCAUUCGGUGUAAACCACGGAGUUGAGCUCCACAAGGACGUUGUUGAGUACGCUAGACAGAAACUGGAUGAAUUCAUAAAAAACAGUGACAGUUUUGAUAAGUUUGAGUUCUGUGAGCCGGUCUUUGUGGUGGGGAAUUGCCUUGAAAUCUCAACAGACAGUCACCAAUACGACCGCAUUUAUUGUGGCGCCGGAGUGCAGAAAGACCAUGAAAAUUACAUGAAGGUUCUGCUCAAAAUUGGAGGCAUACUGGUGAUGCCUAUAGAGGAUCAGCUGACCCAGAUAACCAGGACCGGUCAAAGCACAUGGGAGAGCAAAAACAUCUUGGCGGUGUCCUUUGCCCCCUUGAUGCGGCAGAACGAGGCUGACAGAGAGAAGCCAGACACUGUCCAGCUUCCCCCGGUGACCGUCCACAGCCUUCAGGACCUUUCCCGCAUCUACAUCCGCCGCACUCUCAGAAGCCUGACCAGCCAGGACAGCCAGGGCAAAGGGACGGUGCAACGGGUCCCCCAGAAGCGUAAGCGCAGGCGCUGCCGGCGGCGACGCAUCAACACUUAUGUUUUUGUAGGCAAUCAGCUCAUACCCCAAAUGGUGGAGAGUGAAGAGGAGGAACACGCUGAGGAGGAGCACAAGGAGGUCGAGGAGGAGGAGGAAAGAGACAUUGGCGACAUUGAAAUCAUCAAGCAAGUGAACGUGUUGAGAGAACAAAUAUUGGCUCUCCCACUGCCGGAGUCGCUGAAAGCAUAUUUGCUGUACUACAGAGAGAAAUGACUGAUUCACUUGGUUUCCACCCUUAAUGAGUGCACUGCCUGCUGAAAUUCUUCUCUCCACACUUUUCAGUGCAAAUGUAGCAUUAUUAUCACUCGAUCUCGAUGGCGACACUGUAUUGGAAAGAGAUGUCAUAGAUCAUAUCGGAUAAUAAUGUUAUGGUUGUCACAAGUGUAGUUUUUGUUUCAUGAUUUGUAUAUUAAAAUGUAGAAUAAAUAGGUAUAGAUUCAAAAACUAGUUUUGAAAUUUCAGAUUUUACCUCGUCAGAUUUUCUGCAGAAACGCACUCAUGUGCAAACAAGUUCUUACUGUACGUGUUCCAAUAUAAAUCACACCGUGAGGAAAAUUUGUAUUGCACUUUUUUUUGUUUUUUUUAGAAGCUUUAACCUUGUGUCAGGAUCUGGUGAUUUAAUUACGCUGAAAGCAGCUAAAAGGGCCACAUUCUCCCAUUUUUUAGCUAAAGAGGAAGUCUUUUGUGCAUAAAUCAUGAUUUAAAUAACGGUCUCUGAUUUGUUUUAUACCUUCCUGUUAAAAGAGAUCACUGGAAAAGACCAGACUGGUUCACAUAUUUUCUACAGGGCACCUUUUAAUGUGACAUUUCUACAGCAUGCUUCUUGUGGUUGCAUAGAGCUGACAAGUAAUUCCAUGCAGUGUAAACUGUCUGCUCUCAGUGUUUUCUUUUCUCUUGGAUGAACAUAAGUAAUCACAUCGGAGGUUUAACAUGAAGAUGGGAUGAAGAUAACGUGUUUGCCUGUGUAUUAUGCACGGUAUCGAGUUCGUGCACAAAUAUCCUGAUGUUCCUGACGUUGCUUUACAUUCUUUACUCGUUGAUGGAGGGGAUGUCCCAAGUGAUCAGUCUUUCUUAAGAAAAAAAAGAGAAGAAUAAAAAUUAUUUGAACUUGAUAAUUGAGUUGAAUGAUCAAAUUCUAUAUAGUACUGCUGUUUUUUUAUACUUCAAAAAUAAUGCAAAUUCUGAAUUAUGAAAAGAUUUUGAUGCCUUUUUUUAAAUCUGGACUAAUCAAGUCCAAUAAAGCACCUUAAAAUAUCAUCCUAAAACUAAAAUAACAUGUACCACUGUCGGUUAUUAUUAUAAACAGAACUAUGUCCAGUUUAUUUUACACAUGCUCACAGUACUUCCCAGUGUUGACUGGCUCUUAAGUGCCAAUGAACCCCAUCAUAGGAAUUCUGUGAACUUCCCGGCACAGUAACUCAUGCAAAUGAAAGUGAUUAAUUUUUUUGUUCUAAUUUAAUUUUGUGACAAAAACAUUCCGAAGUGAAAAAAGAGAACCUUCGCGCUUUACCGUCACAUAUCCAGAACCUCUUUAUCUUACUUUGAAUGCAGUUUUUGUAUUUAAAACAAACAAUUGAAUGUUGCUUAUUAAUUCUGUUCAAUAUAAAGGUGGUAUAAGCUGUAUGUUUUCUUCUACUAUGAUUCUUCAUACAGUUUGAUUUGCAGUUGAUUUGUUGUAGCUGUAAUUUCUCGUCACACUGAGGAACUCUAUAGACCUGAACUCCACUGCUGUCUGUUAUAGGAAACUUUGGCAUUAGCUUGUUUUUGUUCUGAUGUAAUGAAAUUUUUUUCUGUUUGAAUACGGGGUUGAAAAAUAUUCUGUUUGUAGUGUAUGUGUGUUAAGAGAUGAUCUCUUUUUUCCAAAAUUUUAUUUCUUAAAUGUCCUUUGUGGAUCUUUAUAAGAUAAUGAAAUCGUUUCUCAGUUAUAAUAAAACCGUCUCAUUUGAUUUGAACAGAGUAAAUUAAAAUCCACAUGACCAAUUACAGCCUGGCUACGGUUUAUAUACCAUAACCUGAUUGGUUAUUAGUGAGCACAUUAGGAAGCAAUGGACCUACAGUCUGGACUCUCAAAUUGAGCCUCGCACCAAAGUUAAUGGGACCGCUGUGAUUACAUUUAAUGUGGACGAGAGUCGACUAUUAAAAUAGGGCAGAGAGAAAAACAACUCUUAACCCACUCUGUGCAUUUAUUUUUCUUUGUUUACAAGACAAAACUGUCCAGUUGCUUAGAUCUGAUUUUGAUUAUUUUUCUUUCAGGCCUCGUUUGAUUUUUCAUAGUGUAUUUUAUUUUGAAAAUGUGUUUCUCUGUAAAUGUGUGGCACAGAAAUAAAUGUCACAAUCACAA